This is a messenger RNA of Musca domestica (house fly), 5592 nucleotides long. Its product is annotated as beta-1,4-mannosyl-glycoprotein 4-beta-N-acetylglucosaminyltransferase. The coding region runs from base 104 to 1792 and encodes 562 amino acids. The record is from RefSeq and is a predicted model, not a curated record. NCBI's taxonomy places the organism in Eukaryota, Metazoa, Arthropoda, Insecta, Diptera, Muscidae. Gene Ontology annotation, biological process: protein N-linked glycosylation; N-acetylglucosamine metabolic process. The transcript has a single exon. Gene Ontology annotation, cellular component: membrane. Gene Ontology annotation, molecular function: beta-1,4-mannosylglycoprotein 4-beta-N-acetylglucosaminyltransferase activity.
CUGCUUGAGAAAAAUAAUUCAACAUAAAAUCGAUUUGUAGUGCAAAUUAUCUGUUUGAAAAAUGUAAAUUUCUGUAGAAUAGUAUCCAGUAUACCAGAGCUAAAUGCAUUUACGUCUGGGUUCCAGUCACCACCAUCCAAAUGGGUGUGAUUUGGCUGCAGAUACCAGAUACAAAGACACAAUGCAGUUAAUCAAGCAACCCUCGUUCACUACCCCUCUGACGGCAGUUGGGGCAGUUGGCCAGCAGCUGCAACAGAAAGAACAACAGCAACAACACCAACAUCAUUAUCAUCACUCAAUUACUAAGAGGACAAAACGUUUCUUCCUCUGGACGAUAUUGUUAAUACAGUUUGGCUUUAUUUUAUGUUUUUGGUUAAUGCAAUUGGGUUUAAGUGGUCGCCUUAAAGAGAGUACAGGACUGACGUUGGUCAAACCAACACAAGAUGGGCAUGGACGUAUCAAUUUCAUAAGACCUGCAGAAUCCUUAAAGGACAACACGAAUAGUUUGAGCAGAGAAAGUCAAAGAAAGUCAAAUUUUCAAUGGUCUUCAAGAGAUUUAAAGUUCCAGCAGGACUUUGAAUUGCAAAAGGCAAGGUAUAACCUAACAGAUGCCGAAAAACUAAUGUUUGGUGAACCAUCAUUGUGGUGUUUCAAGGAAGGCACUUCAAAUGAUACAAAAGGAGCAGCAGCCGAUGAUGAUGUCAACGAUACAUGGCCCGAUAAUUGUUCCUGCAUGCCGCAGUGGCAUGGCCAAGAUUGUGGCCAGCCUGAAGUGAUAUGGAGGGCCCUGAUGACAGCCAAAAACGCUUUCAAACUACAAAAUCCCACCCAGGCUGAAGCCCACCGUUUAGUGUAUAUGAUAGAGGGUCAUUUUAUUAGCAUGGAUCUAUUGGAAUUGCAAAUACAAGCCGUCAUAAAGGUUGUGGACUAUUUUAUAAUACAUUAUAGACAACAGACACCUGUAAAUAUGAAACACCUGAAAACCCUUAAAUUCAAACUGAAGCAAAUGUUACCCGAACACAAUUAUCUACUGUACCAUUGUAGGCUGCCCUCGGCGAGUAACUGUUCCUCGGCCGAUGUGUAUCGACUGUUUAGGCAGCAACAACUCUUAAGUAAUGCCAUCAAGCCAACAGAUCUAUUCAUCUAUAGUAAUGAUCAAACCAUAUUGGGUCACCGGGCCUUGACAUUUUUCAAAUACUACAGUUCCAAUGUACCUUUAAUUGUGUUCCGUUUAAAAUUCAUUAUAUAUGGAUUCUUUUGGCAACAUCCAGAUCUAACCAAACUUGAUGGUAUGAUCAGUUCAUUCCAGCAGGUGGAUAACUCCAAUUCCGAUCCCUCGCAUUUGAAGGCACUACAACGACGCGGAACCACCACUGGACAGGAGGAGAUACUUGUCAUUGGAGAUUUAAAUCAUUUUGGUGGUUGGUAUUGUAAAUACUGUCAAGAACCCGAUGAAAUUAUAAUGGAAUUGCAACAAUUAACACAGCAGGCGAGCGGGAACAAUAGUCAUAGAUCAGAUCAGUUGCAGGCUAUUGAAAAUGUCAUAACAUUUCCCAAGGAUAAAAAACACUCACUUCACAUCGAUUCGGCCUAUGUGCAACAACUGAUUUCAUCGGGCCUCUAUUUGAACGAUGGCCAAACCGGUCUGGUCAAAGUUCGUCGUUUUGCUGAUAAGUAUUUUGCACCCAGCUAUGCUGUACAACAAAGUUGGAAAUAUGGUCAUUUGUUGGUAAAUAUCUAUGAAUCAUUAGAUGAUGUCUUGGCCGAUGAUAACGAAGAUGAAAUGUUUUAGUAGUAGAAUUUAAGUGUGGAUAGUGAGUACAUUUUUAAGGAUUAUUUAAAAAAAAAAUGUGUUAUGUAAAUACUAGAACAGAACGAAGCAAUACAUUUUUAGGGGGACAAUUGUGUAAACGAGAAGAAUUGUAAUUGCGUUAGGUUGCCUAAUUAAGGAAUUUUGUGUGUAAUGCAGUCCCAUUAAGGAAUAGGCCAGAUUGUUUGAUUGAUUUAUGGGCUCCAUAUUUUGACUCGUCGGUCCUUGGGUAUUUGAAUACAUACUCGAGUAUUUGAACUCAAAACUCUCCCAGACUGUUCACAAUUAUUAAUGUAAUUUACAUCUAUCGGGCUUUCGCGCAUCGGAUCUCAAAUGACGGGAGAGUACGAGAAAACUGGUCUUUGGUCCUCAUACCGCUACCGAAAUAUUAUCGAUUCAUAAGAAAGAUUCGUCCUUAAAGGUAGAUCAGAUACCCUACAACCGGUUUCCAAGUGCAGCUAAUGUAAUAGCUUAUUGGUGGUUUAACAAUCUCAUCAAUCGGUAUAUUAAUCGACUGGGAUCCGCCUGGAGCUAAUAUCAUAAUACAUCAGCCACUUAAUGAGUCCACAUAUUUCAGGGAGGGCUUUCUUGCAGUCAAGACUGGCUCUAGAUUUAAUGGCACUUGACCUUAUAACUUUAAAAACCGCUUUACUAUCGACAUAUAUAGGCACUGAUCCUGCUAUUCCAUUGCAUAGUUCUUUUCCUGUUGAAUUGUGCCAAAAUAUGCUGCGCCUGGAAGUUUAGCAGCAUAUUCAGGUAGAUUGGGGAGUGCUGUUGAGAGCUCCGGUUGUCAGUAAGGACGCGAAUCUCUGAACUAGGGUUAAUUUGGACAUGACUGCCCCACUGGUCCCCUAUUUCCGAAGACUAUAUUUUAUUAGAUUAUUCUAGGCCAAAGGUUUAUUGAUAUAGGACAAAGAUUUAUUAAUAUUGAUUUGUGUGCAUUUGGUAAGAGCAAGAGGUAAAAGAGAGAGAGGGAGUAGAAUGCAUUCUCAAAAAAAAAAAAAUCACGCUGUGGACUUCAAAACUAAAACAAUUUUUGUAUUUUUUUUCCAAAGAAUUGUUAGUUUAAUUUAAGAAAAUAUUAAAAAUAUCUUUGUUUAGAAUAGCGAAAAAAUCUAAUCUUAUAGAAAAAGGUUCCUUAAACGAAUUUGUAAUGCAAUUAUUAUUGAAUGUAACUCUAAUAAGGAAUUCAUUAAACGAAUUUGUAAUUAAUAAUUAAAUUAAGAUAAUUUAUUAUGAAAAACAGAAACAAACAACAACAAUAUCAUCAUUAUGUAAUUUAUUCAUUGUGCCUGCUAAUUAAAAAAAAAACAACAACAAGUCAUUGAAAUUACCUUAACAUAAAAGUUUAAAACAAAAACAUUAUCAAUCAUUAUUCGAUUAUUUUUGUAAAAUCAAAAUUGUUAGUUUUGACAACAAAUAAAGGCGAUAUGCAACAAAUAUAGAAACUUUAUUAAGUCGAGAGCCACUAAGUGUACACCUUGUAGAAACCGGUCUGUUUCUGCAAAGUUUAAUUGAACCUAAUUUAAGAAAAAUAUGAGUUUUCGAACUAAAAACGAUUGUCAGUAACUCAUUUUAAUUCUAUCAAUUUUUAAAUGAACUUCACAAAAUAUUCGAAAUGCUCUUCUGUGUGUAUAUCGCCUUCUAUUUAGAGUCACACCGAAAUUUUUGGCUUAUAUCGCUUUUUGAUUAAAAUCUUAUCUCAUCACAUAUCACUCAUAAGGAAAUUAAACUAAAAUCAUCCGAAUGUAUAUGAAUUAAAUAUAUAACGAAAUGGAAGACUUAUAAUACUCAGUUUUCCCCCAACAUUAUAUAUUCAUGAAAAAUCAUCUUCUUCGAAUGUUACUAAUAUCGUAAAAUUGAAAUUUAUAUAUGUAAUUUUUAAGCAUAAGCAGAUGUCAUAUUUAUUUAUUUUCAUGUAUGUAUGUUAAAAUAACCUUGGUAUGUAGGAGCAUUACCAAAACCCUAAAUUGGCCUUAAAAUUUUUGUUUUUAUUUAGAUACGAUGGCAAAAGAGAACACAUAAGUUAGAAAUUUAUUGAAGGGUAUUUAGUUGAAGUUUCAAAAAGCAAAAUCUUUUCGUGAAAAAUGUCGGACCUACCUUCCCUAUGUUUAGCCAUUUUAAAAGAUUAUCAAUUGUAGCUUCUGAGAACUGCCAAACUGUUUUGAUGAUCGGUAGCCGCUCUCUAUGUACAUACUUGUUGGUUGAAUGCCCGAGCAGAGACAUGUGGUUGUCGAAUGAGCGUGAUAAGUUCGGCGUGCUAAACUUAUUGAUCCCAGAGACAGUUAAUUCACAUUGGAGAUCAUCCAGUUGGUACAGGAUAAAUUGCAGGAUGAUAGAACCGCAGUCACAUUUAACGACAUAACAAUGCCUGAUUGGAAGUGGUGCUCUGGUUUUUUAUUUACGACGGAUGAUGUGACAAAUGUCACCCGUAACUCUAAAUCAUACAAAGCAUUGGUCCCGGAUGGAAUCACAAUAGUAAUGUUGAAACAGAAGAUGAAUAACCGACAAAAGUCAUUUACCAGUCGCUUGACACCCACAUCGUCCCUAUAACCUGGAAAGAAAAUGGGUUGGGUGGUCCCGCAGCUAAAAGAUGCUAGCAAAGCUGAGUCAUACAGGCCAAUUUCGUUUUUAUCGCCAAUAGCGAAGUCUCUUGGGUCUCCUUCCCAGGAAGCUAUACAUAUUCAACCACAUUAGUCGAGGGCUAAACCAGAACAAUUGUCCUGCCAAAUACCCAACUAAGUUUUUAUUGGUACGCAUCUUGCGUAACUAAUUAAAAGUUUAAAAAUAUGGAGGAAUAAAAGUGUUCUUUGCCAUGUCAUCUUUGCUUUAAUACCCCAUUCCCUUUUUAAUGUCGAUCUUUUUUUAUUGUUUUUAGUUUUUAAAAAUGAUUUUAUUUAACUUGUGUCAUUACUUUUGCUAAAUCCAAUUCAUAAGAAUACACAACCAAACCAAAGAAAUUUAAAUAAAAACACACAAUAGGACCAAUCAAUCAGAGGUAUCCAUCACCAAAAAGUAACUUCCGAAAAAAUAUCGAAUACCAAUCAACUGACUUGGGAAAACAUUGGCUCAGCUUACGGUCAUGCAAUUUUGUAAAUGACAGAAGUGGAAUUAAGUUUUCAAAAAAUUUUCAAAAUUCAUCCGAUGGCUGAUGUUUCCCAAGUUUAUUCCAUAGAAAACAAACAACAAAAAAAAACCAACCUAAUUACCAUAGACUCAAUGCGAACGGAAAUAAACGAAAGAGAGAGAGAAAAUAAAGAUUGUAAAUGAAAACGAUAACAGAAAAAAAAACAGCUGUGAUAUAACGAAAAUAUGACACAACCCGCAAACAGAUUGAAUAUUAUUUUGAUAAAAAUACCUGCAAAAAUAUGUUUAUAUCCUUCCCUAUCAGCCACAACUAGACUAGAUAAUUUUUAGAUAAAAUCGUCAUUAUGAUCUAAGAAUUUAUUUUCCGAUUUGUUAUAUAUAGUAUUUUAUGUUAUUUAGUCAAAAGCAUUUGUUAUUUUCAACACCAAAACUCACAUUCGCUGCUACAAGUCGAUGGAAAAAGGGAAAUAAUUCAGAUUGUUCCGAAAUAACAUCUGAACCCGCUUCCUUGGCUCGCAACGACUUAGCGAAUUAGUAAAUUAUUUCAAUUCAAUUAUUUACCCAUUAUUGUCUACAAAUAUAAGCAAUUGAAUGUCGUAUGUACGCCUUAAUCGCUAAUUUAAGUGAUUAUUGUAAAACAACAAUUUGUCUUAUUUAAAUUGAACAAAUAAAUCCUUUAACGAAAAACUACCAUA